AUGGCGCAGGCGACGGCCAGCGCCGGCGGGUGGUGGAUGCUGCUGCUGCUGUCGCUGCUGGGCGAAGCUCCACUGGGCCUCUACUUCUCAAGGGAUGCCUACUGGGAGAAGCUGUACAUAGAUCAACCUGCCGGCACGCCCCUGCUCUAUGUCCACACACUUCAAGACUUGCCCAGUGAGGUGCCCAGCUUCCACCUGGGCCAGCACCUUUAUGGUACCUACCGCUCUCGGCUCCAUGAGAACACCUGGAUCCGCAUCCAUAAGGACAAGGGUCUCCUUUACCUGAACCAAAGUCUGGACCAGAGUACUUGGGAGAAGCUCAGCUCUCGCAAUGGCGGCUUCCCCCUGCUCACCGUCCACCUCCAGGUCUUCCUCUCAGCAGCUGCCCUUCGCGAGGGCGAGUGUCAGUGGCCAGGCUGUGCCCGUGUGUACUUUUCCUUCAUCAAUGCCUCCUUCCCAGCCUGUGGGUUCCUGAAACCCAGGGACCUCUGCUUCCCAGAGAAGGGCCUGUCCUUCCGCAUCCGGGAGAACAAGCCCCCUGGCACCUUCCACCAGUUCGGCCUGCUGCCUGUGCAGUCCCUCUGCCCCAACAUCAGUGUGGUCUACCAGCUUCUAGGGGGUGAGCACCUGCCCUUCCACUGCAGCCCAGACACCCUGGAGGUGAGCACACUCUGGGCUCUGGACCGAGAGCAACAGGAAAAGUAUGAGCUGGUGGGCGCAUGCACAGUGCGAGUUGGCGCAAGAGAGGAGGAAGUGAGGGUACCUUUCCCUGUGACUGUGUAUGAUGAAGACGACUCGCCACCCACUUUCCUUGGGGGACUUGACACGGCCAGCACAGUGGUGGAGUUCAAACGGAAGGAGGGCACUGUGGUGGCCACGCUUCGGGUCUUCGAUGCGGAUGUGGUGCCAGCAUCUGGGGAGCUCCUGAGGCGAUAUACGAGCACGAUGCUCUCGGGGGAUGCCUGGGCACGCCAGACCUUCCGUAUGGAACACACACCCAAUGAGACGUUGACCUCUCGCAACGGCAGCUUUGUGCGGGCCACAGUGCAUGAAUAUAGGCUUGUGCUCAACCGGAGCCUUCCCAUCACUGAGAGCCGCACCCUGCGACUGGCUGUACUGGUGAAUGACUCGGACUUCCAGGGCCCGGGGGAAGGUGUCCUGCUCCUCCACUUUAAUGUCUCCGUGUUACCUGUCAGCCUGCACUUCCCGAGCACCUACUCCUUUACGGUGAACAGGAGGGCCCAGCAAUUUGCCCAGGUCGGGAAGGUAUGCGUGGAGCACUGCCCAGAGUUCAGUGGCAUCCCCAUCCAGUAUAAACUGCAGCCCCCUGUGCCCAACUGCAGCACCCUGGGGGUGGUCACCUCAGCAGAGGACACCACUGGGACCCUGUUUGUGAGCGACGCGGAGAGCCUGAGGCAGCCCGAAUGUGCUGAGCUCCAAUACGUUGUGGUGGCCACUGACAGACAGACGCGUAGUCAAGCCCAGGUGCAGCUGCUCAUCACAGUGGAGGGGACAUACGUGGCGGAGGCGGCUGGCUGCCCUCUGUCCUGUGCAGUCAGCAAGCGGCGCCCUGAAUGUGAGGAGUGCAGUGGCCUGGGCUCCCUGACUGGCAGGUGCGAGUGGAGACAGGGUGAAGGCAAAGGGAUCACCAGGAACUUUUCAACAUGCUCCCCUAGCAUCAGGACCUGCCCUGAUGGCCACUGCGAUGCUGUGGAAAGCAAGGACUUGCACAUUUGUCCUCAGGAUUGCCUCCGGGGCAGCAUCAUUGGUGGCCAUGAACCAGGGGAGCGUCGGGGAAUUAAAGCUGGCCAUGGCAUCUGCAACUGUUUUCCUGAGGAAAAGAAGUGCUUCUGUGAGCCAGAAGACAACCAGGAGGCGCUGUGUGAUGAGCUCUGCCGCACAGUCAUCGCGGCCGCCGUCCUCUUCUCCUUCAUCGUCUCCGUGCUGCUCUCCUCCUUCUGCAUCCACCGCUACCACAAGAAUGCCCACAAGCCACCCAUUGCCUCCGCUGAGAUGACUUUCCGCCGGCCUGCCCAGGCCUUCCCAGUCAGCUAUUCUUCAUCUGGUGCCCGCCGACCCUCACUGGACUCCAUGGAGAACCAGGUCGCAGUGGACACCUUCAAGAUUCCGGAGGACCCAAAGUGGGAGUUUCCUAGGAAAAACUUGGUCCUUGGCAAAACUCUGGGAGAAGGUGAAUUUGGAAAAGUGGUGAAGGCCACAGCCUUCCGGCUCAAAGGCAAAGCAGGCUACACGACCGUGGCUGUGAAGAUGCUGAAAGAGAAUGCCUCCCCAAGUGAGCUGCGGGACCUGCUGUCAGAGUUCAACCUCCUAAAGCAGGUCAACCACCCCCACGUCAUCAAGCUGCAUGGGGCCUGCAGCCAGGACGGGCCCCUCUUCCUCAUUGUGGAGUACGCCAAGUAUGGCUCCUUGCGGGGCUUCCUCCGAGAAAGCCGUAAGGUGGGGCCCAGCUACGUGGGCAGCGGCAGCAGCCGAAACUCCAGCUACCUAGACAACCCUGAUGAGAGAGCCCUGACCAUGGGCGACCUCAUUUCCUUCGCCUGGCAGAUUUCUCGUGGGAUGCAAUACCUGGCUGAGAUGAAGCUUGUUCACCGUGACCUGGCAGCUCGAAAUGUCCUGGUAGCCGAGGGGAGGAAAAUGAAGAUUUCAGAUUUUGGACUGUCCCGUGAUGUUUAUGAAGAGGAUUCCUAUGUCAAGAGGAGCAAGGGUCGUAUUCCAGUCAAAUGGAUGGCGAUUGAGUCCCUUUUUGAUCAUAUCUACACCACCCAAAGUGACGUGUGGUCUUUUGGUGUCCUGCUGUGGGAAAUUGUGACACUGGGAGGAAACCCCUAUCCUGGGAUCCCUCCAGAGAGGCUCUUUAACCUCCUGAAGACGGGCUACCGGAUGGAGAGGCCUGACAACUGCAGCGAGGAGAUGUAUGGUCUGAUGCUACAGUGCUGGAAGCAGGAACCAGACAAGAGGCCGGUGUUUGCUGACAUAAGCAAGGACCUGGAGAAGAUGAUGGUGAAGAGCAGAGAUUACUUGGAUCUUGCUGCGUCUACCCCAUCCGAUGCACUGCUCUAUGAUGAUGGCCUCUCGGAAGAGGAGACCCCCCUCGUGGACUGUAAUAAUGCUCCCCUCCCUCGAACCCUCCCUUCCACCUGGAUUGAAAACAAACUCUAUGGCAUGUCAGACCCGAACUGGCCUGAAGAGAGCCCUGUACCACUCACAAGAUCCGAUGGCACUGACACUGUGCUCCCAAGAUAUGCAAAUGAUAGUGUAUAUGCUAACUGGAUGCUUUCACCCUCAGCGGCAAAAUUAAUGGACAGGUUUGAUAGUUAAUGUUUCCUUGUAAGAGAUGAUGGACUCAUAAGGGAAAGCAACAUGGCAGCAGUGGAGAAGCCACCGGCUGCUUCUUUGUGAAAUUCAGACUGGCUCAGCCAACAGUAAUUUCCAAGGUGGCAAACUCUUUUUCAAUAGUGUGUUUUAACUGCCCUUCAAAGUAGCUUCACUUAUGAUAACUGGUCAUUCCCCCGCCCCCAGGGAAACAUAUCAAACUGGAUAAGAGUUAUAACUCAAGUGUUUAUUUAUUCUUUCUUAUUCAGUACCCUGCUGAAUCCAGGGUUGGUAUGUGUUUAUCAGUAGGAACUAUAUAGUUUAUGCAUACAAGUGUUUAGGCUUGUCCCAUAUCUAAAAAACUGUACCUGACCUGUUUGAUUUGCCUUGUUGCCACCAAACAAGGCAAUGAGAUUUAACCAUGAAGCACACUCACAAAAAGGCAGCAGAAAAAAAACCCAAAAAAACAGGACAAAGUUACCUGCACUUGUUUCAGAAACAGAGCCCAGAAAGAUCUGAGUAGUGAUAUAAAAAGUCCCACCAAGACUGGAGAGGGGGGGGGGAACCUUUGAACAGGCCUCAUCUUAGCAUUUAAUAUCCUAAAGAUGAAUUUUUAAAAUCAGGUCACUGUUUCUUAGGAAGACACUUGAUUUUGAUCAUGUUUAAAAUGAUUCAUAGAUUUAGCACAAUGGAGAGAAUGAAGAGUAUUUAGACAACGGAUGUGAGGAGAAAGGUCCCAUAAGAGAUCUCUGUCUCCAUUACAUCACUGCAGCAUCCUUCUCUGUUCAGCACUGAGUGAAUAUUGACCCAUGCACAGGACUGGCGUGGAGGAGGUGCGUAUGUGAGUGGAGUGGCCUUUGGUCUGUGAGUUACCGACCACAGAGAUUUCACUGCUGUGGGUUCCAGCCCCAUCAGUUUUCCACUUACUGUCUUGCCAAGCUCCAAAGCAGUAGCACAUCCUAUGCCUGGGAGUAUGUGACGCCUGUGUUUAUUUUAUCCACUUCUUUAUAAAAGGGACAUUUCAGCUUAUUAUGUUAGAAGUACUAUUAACAGUAACCAAAGACUGCUACACCUGUGAUCACAGUAUCGAUGUGGGCAAAACCAUGUUCUGGCUCUUAUAGAGCUUGUAUGAAAAAGCAUAUGUAGCAGCCCUUCUUGUGUUUGUAAUUCACUCUUGCUCUAGCCAAAGGGUUUUGUUUCUAAGAUUCUGACUGUGGCCAUACGCUUCUUGUUACUCUUCAGGGGUUGCUAGUGGUCAGACAUAUUCAAAACACGCCCUCAGUCUCGUGGGCUGCCUUUCAGGAAGUCCUGGGGGCUCUGCAACUGUCACCACUCACCCUCCUCCUCUCUGUAAGUUUGUAGGAUAGAGUCAGGUUGCCAAAACACUGCCUGGUAUUCAGAUUUAAAGCACUGUGUUCAGACUUAAAAUAAUUUUAUUGAAAUACUAUAUCUUAUAGACAUUUCACAUGUGUAAACUUAUUUCAGAAAGACAGGAAGUCAUAUAUGUGGUGGAGGCUCACAUAGGUGCCUGUGCAAGCACAGCCAGAGAUUCGAGACUACUUACUGGAUAUGUGUCGUGGCUUUCGUUUCAGCCACUUUCCAGAUACACUGUGAUAGUUCUUUUAUAAAUAUUUUCAGUUAUUGUAAAUUUUUUGUUUUCAUAUGUGUUUAAUGGUAGUCUCAUUAAAUGCAGAAAUACUGAUAAGCUCCCUGAAAUUAUUUGAGACGCCUGUUAAGUAAGUAUGAAUUGCUAUAACAGGUUUGUUCUCGGUGAGGGGAGAACGCCACAGCUAAAUGGCUGACCCAGAGCUAGGAAGUUAGCCCUCACUAGUAAUCUAAUGAUCUGUUCUGGAGUUGUCAACAGACCCAUAUUUAUCAGUCCUAUCGGGAAGACUUUUCAUAGGCAUAUAUGUAGAAGGUAUUAAAUAUUAAGCAUUACUGAAUAUUAAGUAGUAAUUGUUAACAUUUGUAAAAUCUAUCUAUAGAAGGCAAUUUGUUUUUGUAAUCAAGGUGACUAAGAAAGCAAUUUCAGUUCUGUAAAUAAAGCCAUGUAUCAUGAAA
Messenger RNA from Echinops telfairi (small Madagascar hedgehog), 5394 nucleotides. RefSeq names its product ret proto-oncogene (gene RET). The transcript is spliced from 20 exons. Gene Ontology annotation, molecular function: calcium ion binding; ATP binding; transmembrane receptor protein tyrosine kinase activity. The record is from RefSeq and is a predicted model, not a curated record. The coding region runs from base 1 to 3339 and encodes 1112 amino acids. NCBI's taxonomy places the organism in Eukaryota, Metazoa, Chordata, Mammalia, Afrosoricida, Tenrecidae. Gene Ontology annotation, cellular component: membrane; axon; signaling receptor complex. Gene Ontology annotation, biological process: protein phosphorylation; cell surface receptor protein tyrosine kinase signaling pathway; homophilic cell-cell adhesion.